AUCAUGUAUCCGUAUUAUGAGCAAGAUUGGAGUGUUUUACCGCCUGAAAAUAAUCGCAGAUUUAAUCCAGCCUUUAAUAUGGCCACCAUACGUCAGGCUUUCACAGAAGCUGUUGAAAGAGUGAGAAUGCCAACGCCCACACGCCUCCGCGAUCUUAUCCGACAGAUACGUGCCGCUCGUACUGCAGCAGAGGAACGAGCUGUAGUUAAUAAAGAGUGCGCCUAUAUACGCAGCACAUUCCGUGAGGAGGACUCUGUAUGGCGUUGUCGCAACAUUGCCAAGCUUUUGUAUAUACACAUGCUUGGCUAUCCGGCUCAUUUUGGUCAACUGGAGUGCCUUAAAUUGACAGCCAGUACGCGUUUCACAGAUAAACGUAUUGGCUAUUUGGGUGCAAUGCUAUUACUGGAUGAACGGCAAGAUGUUCACUUGCUGAUCACGAAUUGUUUAAAGAAUGAUUUGAAUAGCUCAACCCAAUUUGUUGUGGGUCUGGCAUUGUGUACAUUGGGUGCCAUUGCAUCACCCGAAAUGGCACGAGAUUUGGCCAGCGAGGUGGAGCGUCUCAUGAAAUCACCGAAUACUUAUAUACGAAAAAAGGCAACAUUAUGCGCUUUUCGUGUAAUUCGUCGCGUUCCAGAGUUAAUGGAAAUCUUUUUGCCAGCCACUCGUUCUCUACUUAGCGAAAAGAAUCAUGGCAUUUUGAUCACCGGUGUAACACUCAUCACUGAAAUGUGCGAGAAUAGUUCGGAUACAUUGAUGCACUUUAAAAAGGAUAGCGGAAAUCGAGAGAUCGUGCCGAACUUAGUGCGCAUACUGAAGAAUCUUAUACUCGGUGGCUAUUCGCCUGAACAUGAUGUGAGCGGUGUAAGUGAUCCCUUUCUGCAGGUGAAAAUUUUGCGUCUAUUGCGCAUAUUGGGACACAAUGAUCCUGAUGCAUCGGAGGCAAUGAACGAUAUAUUGGCCCAGGUGGCAACCAAUACGGAGACUAGUAAAAAUGUUGGUAAUACUAUACUCUAUGAGACAGUAUUGUCCAUAAUGGAUAUACGCUCUGAAGGCGGUCUGCGUGUACUGGCUGUGAACAUUCUGGGUCGUUUCCUACUCAAUUCGGAUAAGAAUAUUCGUUAUGUGGCACUUAAUACGCUGCUACGUACAGUUCAUGCCGAUACAUCAGCGGUGCAAAGGCAUCGCACCACCAUAUUGGAGUGCCUCAAGGAUCCGGAUGUCUCGAUACGUCGCCGGGCAAUGGAACUAUCGUUCGCAUUGAUUAAUGCACAAAAUAUACGUACAAUGACUAAGGAGCUGUUGCUGUUUCUCGAGAAGGCCGAUGCCGAAUUUAAGGCUCAAUGUAGUUCGGGCAUGAUAUUGGCCGCCGAACGUUAUUCACCCACAGCGCGUUGGCAUUUGGAUACACAGUUAAGCGUAUUGAUUGCCGCUGGCAAUUAUGUACGUGAUGAUGUUGUAUCUUCCACUAUUCAAUUAGUGUCAAGCAGUCCCGUGUCGGAGCAAACCUAUAUCACGAAUCGUUUUUGGGAAUCACUGCAGGUGGCAAAUCAUUGUGAGGAUAAGCAGCCCCUCUUACAGGUUGCCGUCUGGGCUAUAGGCGAAUACGGAGAUCUGUUUAUGUACGGCUCCAAUGAGGAUGAAUUUGAACGUCCCACUGAGAGCGAUUUGAUCGCUGUGUAUCAUAAGUUUUUAACCUCUGCUCAAGUCUCGACCACCAGUAAACAGUAUGCACUGGUUUCCUUAGCCAAGUUAAGCACUCGUUUGCAGCAAUGUGUUGAGGAAAUUCAAGCCCUAAUCACCUCGUUUGGCAGCCAUCUAAAUGUUGAUCUGCAGCAGCGUGGCGUGGAAUUCACACAGCUGUUUGGAAACUAUGAGCAAUUGCGUCCAGCGCUGCUUGAAAAGAUGCCAGCCAUGCAGAUAAGCAGGAUAAGCUCCCAAAAUGGAGAAAGCAGUGGCUCAUUCGAUGACAAUAGUCCCGAAUGGAAUGGAACAGAGGGCAGUGGAAAUGCAUUAAUUGAAAGCAAUAUCAACACUAUGGGUGAAAAUACGAACAUCCUGCUUGAUCUUUUGGGCAGCACAGAUUUGUCAGCAGGUGCUAGCGAUCUGGUGGUGGCCACAGAUCUGUCCAAUGCUGUGCAUAAAAAGAACACACGCAACGCAAAUGAUAUAGCACCCGUAUCAAAUAAUCAGGACUUGUUAGAUUUGCUCGAUUUGGAUAUGUCAGCUCCAGCAUUAUCUGCCACAACGACGACUCUUGGCGGCGGCGGCGAUCAUAGCAGUAAUAUGAAUAACAUGUUGGCUGGCCUUGAUCUGGGCGGAUUUGGUGGCUUGGAUAGCACUGCAGGCACUGGUGGACAAGGACGCAUUAGUAGCCUACCAACAAAUGGCAAUGAUUUGGCCAACAUGCUUGGCGGUCUUGGUGGUGUUGGUGGAGGUGGUGGUGGCCUUAUCGAUGGCAAUGGUGGCAAUCUUUUAGGUGAUUUAAAUCCAACAGCUGCCUCUAAUAAUGUAACAGUGUCUCCACCACAGAAUGCACCAAAGCUGACGGCACUGGAUAAAAAUGGUUUGCUGGUAGAAUUGGUUCCUGUUAUAGGCAAUGAUUGUAUGAAGAUCUUUAUGACAACAACAAAUAAAUCAGACAAUACAUUGGAGCAAUAUUUGUUUAAGGCGGCUGUGCAAAGAAGUUUCAAUCUUCAAAUGCUUCCGCCUUCCGGUUAUAUCCUGCCUCCAGGUGGUGUCAUUACGCAGGAAAUCCAAGUAGUUGCCACAUCGAAUGCUGUUUUGCGUAUGCGUUUGCGUAUUCAAUACGCGAUCGAUGGCCAACAGUUGGUGGAGGAGACAGAGGUUAGCGGGUUUCCGCAGCAACAGCCGUCCACCAGUGAAUAGAGAGACAGAGAGUGAGAGAGAGAGAGAGAGAGAGAGAGAGAGAGAGAGCGCAGUGGUGUAAAUUACAACAAAUCAAGAAGCCAGAAAAGUAAAAACAUACAACAACUAGCAACACGAAAAAGGCAGUGGCAUCAACAACUCUAAAACAUUUACUGUAAAAUAAGUUAACAUACACAAUGAUACACACACAUCCACACACUAUACACUUUUCCAUCUACUAUGUACAUCAGAUAGAUAGAAAAACAGAUAGAGAGAGAGAGAGAAAGAGAGAAAAUGAAAGCACAUUGCAGAUCGAUCGGC
Molecule: messenger RNA, 3186 nt
Organism: Drosophila willistoni
Lineage: Eukaryota; Metazoa; Arthropoda; Insecta; Diptera; Drosophilidae
Gene: AP-1gamma
Product: AP-1 complex subunit gamma-1
Exons: 15
Coding region: 4-2886 (960 amino acids)
Biological process (GO): intracellular protein transport; Golgi to vacuole transport; receptor-mediated endocytosis
Cellular component (GO): membrane coat; AP-1 adaptor complex; Golgi apparatus
Molecular function (GO): clathrin-cargo adaptor activity
Source: RefSeq, a predicted model, not a curated record